Pecten maximus is the source of this 4288-nucleotide messenger RNA. Its product is annotated as glutamate receptor 4-like. Lineage: Eukaryota; Metazoa; Mollusca; Bivalvia; Pectinida; Pectinidae. The record is from RefSeq and is a predicted model, not a curated record. Gene Ontology annotation, cellular component: plasma membrane. The transcript has 10 exons. Gene Ontology annotation, molecular function: glutamate-gated receptor activity. The coding region runs from base 101 to 2488 and encodes 795 amino acids.
UGCUUCUAAAGGUGUGCUGAGUUCAGACCGAGGACGUUCCUUUCAGAACUUUGUAACGGCAAACAUCAAGAACAACGAGACAGCGGUAGAGAACUGUUUCAUGCCGCCAUAUGUUGUGAUCAUGGACAUCGAUCGAGACCUUAUGAUCCCGCGCUCAGGAUGGACAAAAAUCACGGAGAGAAUGAAUACACAAGUGGAGGACCAGGCAAACUUGGGCAGUGAUCACGGAUUGACCGUAGUUAUCGGUCCAUUCUAUACUAACAUGGCCAUGAUCCUCCAGAUAGUCGGAAUUCCCUAUGUCGUCACGGAUUACAAGGGAUUUGAUUGGGUAGACAGCAAUCGCGUGACGGACUCCGUCCAAUGGCAUUCCGUGGUGGAAAUGAGGCCUGCUGCGUCAGAGAUUAACUUGGCCAUCGUUGAUCUGUGUAGAGCACAGAACUGGACUAGUGUCGUUGUCGUUUUGCCGGAUAAUCCAAGGGAGAACCAGGAAUGCAAGGAUCUGGUAAAUCAGAUGAUCCAGAGCCAUAUUUCUCCGAUACCAUACGCUGUCAGUCUGGGAGACAGAAGCAGAACAAGCAUGCAGACGAGAGACGUCCUCAGAAACGCCCAGAUGUUAGAACAGCGCGUGGUACUCACGUGCAGUCCACGGGACGAAAAGGACAAACUCAUAGAAACAGUCUUAAAUGAGGCCAUGUCUUUCGGUCUUCUGGAAGAUGAGUAUAACGUGUUUAUCUUACUAGAUACGUCGAUGUACCUUGAGCCACUCAAAGAAAUGAACAUGUACAGGAAGGGGCUGUACGCCGUCAGGUGUCGCCUGUUGGCCUUUCGGUACACGUUUAACAGCGUCAACUUGACAAGCAGUCAGGAGGCCACAGCGACCGACGCAGCCGAGCUCGUCAGUAGAGCCCAAACACGCUACCUCGAAAUGACUGAUGGUUACUUCGACCCAGUCUUCUCUAAGACGCGCUUUCUGGAGGCGAUUCGACAGGUGACCUUCGACUCCCCUUUGACAGGUCACGUGCAAUUUGACAACGAAGGAAAACGAGUGAAUUACACGUUACGGCUUAUCAAUCAUGGGGGUAUGGGCCUUUUUCAGCAGGUUGGACAAUGGAAUCCUAACGGCUCAAAUGUCCAGGAGCGUCUUCGAUUGAGCAGAUCGAGUCUAGACGGUGACCAGGGUCAGGGCAGCAUUUUCGACGAUGUCCUUAAAGUCGUUGUUGUUAUCGAAGAGCCCUUCGUGAUUCGUAAGGAAGGUAGGAAUGGACGUAGCUACGAAGGCAACGAUCGCUACGAAGGGUUUACGAUCGACAUUCUCCGGGAACUGGCAAAAGUUCUUCAGUUGAAGUACGAAAUAUAUGAGAGUCCAAAUAACGUUUACGGCUCAGAGAAUGCUAACGGUUCAUGGAACGGAAUGGUGGAGGAGGUACUGUCGGGGAGGGCGAACAUAGGAAUGGGUGCCAUUUCCAUCACGUCGUCCCGGGAGAAGGUCAUUGAUUUCAGUCUUGGUGUAAUCAGCACAGGUGUCAACAUGCUGAUCAAAAAACCAAAGGAGGCAAAAACAAUCUUCCAGUUUAUGGAGCCAUUUUCUCUUCAUCUCUGGUUAGCCAUUGUUGGCGCCUCCUUCGUCGUGUCUGUCAUUUUGUUUAUACUUGAUUAUACCAGCGUCGAGCGGCAGUUUACGGUCAAAGAAACCUUGUGGUUUUCAAUAGGCACACUCCUCAUGCGCGGAACGGACUUCUCGCCACGUCCUACGUCACAAAGAAUCGUCACGGCUGGGUUUACUUUCUUCGUUCUCAUCACGGUUAGUACAUACACUGCAAACAUGGCGGCUUUUCUUACAACGACAAACCUGGAACAGCCUGUGACGUCAUUGGAACAGCUGGCGGAGAGGAGCGACAUUGAAUGUGGCACCAUUGAUAAAUCUGCGACGAUGAAAUUCCUGCAGGAUGGAAGUAAGCCAGUAUAUAAAGAAAUCUGGGAGAAGAUUCGCGAAUCUGAAUACGGAUUGGUGGAAAAUUCGUCAGUAGGAAGACAAAGAGUUGAACAAGGACAUUAUGCUUUCAUAUUCGAUUAUCUCAUCAACCUUUAUUCGGAGAAAAACUAUUGUGAAACUAAAAUGGUUGGCAUACCCGUCCGACUACAGGAGCAUGGGAUCGUCUUGCCUGCCGGUGCUUCAUUUAAAACAAAAAUCAAUAUCGGACUGUUACAACUCAGGGAGAGAAAUUUCAUUCGAGAUAUGCAGAAAAAGUGGUGGGAUAAUAAGCGUAAAUGUAACAUGGGAACAUCAGGGCGAUCGUCUACACAAGUGGAGUUUUCCAUUAGCCAUAUGGCAGGCGUUUUCAUCGUAGGGGGUUUUGGUAUGGCUUGUUCUGUGGCCUUUUUCCUCUUCAAGAAGUUUUAUGUGCUUGCCAGAAAUGAUGAGAAAGAAAGAGUGCCAGAAAGUGUUUUAUUGGACAGCACACAUAAGUUACCGGGGGACAUGUUAUGAAAUGUUCAACACAGGAGAGGAAAAUUUAUUCUGUGAUCUGAUAGAAAUGACUAAAUUGUUAGUUAAACUAUGGUGUGACCGACAUGAGCAAAGAAUAUUAAGAAUUGAUUGAAAUUCAAUACACUGGUUAGUGCUGUUCGAGAAAUUUGUGAUUUCCUAAGUCAGGCACGCUUGAGAUCACGCCGUUAGACCUUUGGCGACAUUUUGCUAAGAAAAAGCACAGAUUUAAAAGGAAAUUCGGCAUAUUUUGUUUGGUCUGACGGAGAUAUGACCACUGUGCCAAACAGUGUCUAACACCUGACAUAUCUGGUAGAAAAUAAACCAUAUAUACUGUGUAUGAAAGGUCCGUUCCGGUGUGGUCAACCUUAAAACGUUUCACACACUUUGGUUACCAUUCGAUCUUAAUCUCGACAAGUAAUUGCUAACAAUCCUUUAUGUCGGUCAGUCAAAAUUCCGGAUAAACCACAUCCGUGUGCUGUUUCUUGAGCUUAUUCGCCCCUUCAUAUAUAUAUAAAGUUUCAUGACAACUAACAUCUUUGUUACACUCACGGGUUAGUGUAUCAUUAAACGCACAGUACGUAGCCCUGUUACACCUUAGAAAUCUGGAUUCAACACAGACCUUUUGUAAAAUAUAAAAAAAGAGUUAAGGAUGAAUCUAUUUCGUAUUCUGGUACACUGUCAAAUAUAUACAUAAAUAUGCUCUUAACAUUUUAAACAAUAAUUUUCUUAAGAAUGUUGAAAUAGUGAGAGACUAGGAUUCGGUCGUCCUGUGAACUUUUAACAUUAAAAAUCAAAGAGUAUUUAUUGUAUCUAUGAUGUACUACUUUGUCAAACUACGAGAGGUCUGUGUACCUUUGAUGAACUCCAUUGUCAGACUACGUGAGGUAUAUUAUCUAUGAUGUACUACAUUGUUAGACUACGAGAGGUGUGUAUAUCUACGAUGUACUACAUUGUCAGACUACGAGAGGUGUGUGUAUCUUUGAUGGACUACAUUGUCAGACUACGAGAGGUGUGUAUAUAUAUGAUUACUACAUUGUCAGACUACGACAGAUGUGUGUAUCUAUGAUGUACUACAUUGUCAGACUACGAGAGGUGUGUAUAUAUAUGAUUACUACAUUGUCAGACUACGAGAGAUGUGUGUAUCUAUGAUGUACUACAUUGUCAGACUACGAGAGGUGUGUGUAUAUAUGAUGUACUACAUUGUCAGACUACGAGAGGUGUGUGUAUCUAUGAUGUACUACAUUGUCAGACUACGAGAGGUGUGUGUAUCUAUGCUGUACUACAUUGUCAGACUACGAGAGGUAUAUUAUCUAUGAUGUACUACAUUGUCAGACUACGAGAGGUGUGUAUAUCUAUGAUGUACUACAUUGUCAGACUACGAGAGGUGAGUGUAUCUAUGAUGUACUACAUUGUCAGACUACGAGAGGUGUGUGUAUCUAUGAUGUACUACAUUGUCAGACUACGAGAGGUGUGUAUAUCUAUGAUGUACUACAUUGUCAGACUACGAGAGAUGAUUGUAUAUAUGAUGUACUACAUUGUCAGAUUAGGAGAGGUGUGUGUAUCUAUGAUGUACUACAUUGUCAGACUACGAGAGGUGUGUGUAUCUAUGAUGUACAACAUUGUCAGACUACGAGAGGUCUGUGUAUCUAUGAUGUAUUACAUUGUCAGACUACGAGAGGUCUGUGUAUAUCUAUGAUGUACUACAUUGUCACACUACGAGAGGUGUGUGUAUCUAUGAUGUACUACAUUGUCAGACAACGAGAGGUGUGUGUAUCUAUGAUGUACAACAUUGUCAGACAA